AUGUCUUCUAGAGGUGACCGUGGACGAGGGCGGGCCGGUGGCAGAGGUGGGAGUAGAGGCGGAGCUCCAAGCGACAGAAGCAGCCAGACUUCCGAAGUGAGAGGUCGAGGAGGAUACCGCGGUGGCCCUCCGAGCACUGGCUCUUACGACCGAGGCGGAGGCAGGGGAGGAGGAGAAAGAGGAUACGGCGACCGCGGUGGCAGAGGAGGGGAUCGAGGAUUCAGAGGAGACCGCGGUGGCAGAGGAGGAUUCCGAGGAAGAGGAGGGCCUUCCGAACGCGGCGGUAUCUUUGGUGGCCCGGCGCCGAUUGACGCGCGACUGCAAGGCAACGUGCAACAGACGCAUAUUAAUUCUCUUCGAAGUAUCGCUCUUGGCCCAGGGGAUCUUCCUGUGCGACCGGGCCUCGGUACGGUUGGCAGGCAGAUCACCCUGCGCGCAAACUUCUUUCCCGUUAGGCUGCCCAAGAUCCCUCUGCAGGAGUAUGAUGUGGACCUCCGUCCUGGGGGGAAUUCCAUUGCUCGCCGUCUGAAACGCCGGAUCUGGCAACUGGCGGAGCAGACGGCGCAAUGGCAAGCAGCCGGGAUGACUGGCACUGUCGCUCACGACCACAGUUCGAAGUUGAUUUCGGCGAGACAAUUACCUCAGCCUUUGGUUAUCCAGGUUAACUACACCGAAGAGGACGAGGACGCCGCCCGGGGCCCAGGAAAGGAAUACACUCUUACUUUCAACUAUGUGCAACAAAUCGAUACCAGCAACUUGGUUAGUUAUAUCAAUGGCGAACGGCAAUUCCGAAACUACGAUCCAAUGCCCGUCAUCUCAGCCCUCAACCUCAUUCUUGCCGCCUAUCCGAAUCGAUCCGUAGGUGGCGGAGUGAUGGUAGGACGGAAUAGAUAUUUUCAUCCGUCCGCUACAGAGCCACCUCUUCCACUUGGCGGCGGAUUAGAGGCUUGGAAAGGCUUCUACUCGUCCGUGCGACCUGCGUUCAAGCAGCUAAUGGUGAACGUGAACGUCUGUCAUACUGCUUUCUAUACGGCGGGUAAUCUCGCAGACAAGAUGAUUGAAUACCAGAACGCGUCUUGGGGGGCCCGCGUGACAGCCUUUGUCAAGGGUGUGCGAAUCAAGACCACUCACUUAGGCUAUACAAAGAGCGUUCGAGGCGUGGCGAGGUUCACGGCUAGGCAAUACACUUUUGACUGCCCGGAGCUCGGCGGGAAUGUUACUUGCGAAGUCUAUUACCAGAGAAAAUACGCAAUAACACUACGGCAUGCGAAUGACCUUCCGUUGGUGGACGUGGGUGGUCCACAAUCCAAACGUAAGAACUACUUGCCCGCCGAACUCUGCACGAUCCUCCCGAACCAACCAUUCAGGGGAAAGCUCACCGAUGAACAUACGGCGAAUAUGAUACUUGCCGCAUGCAAGCCCCCGAACAUCAAUGCACAGUCGAUUGUCGGUCGUGGCCUUAAUGAGCUUGGAUUUGCCCAGACACCAGCUCCCCUGAGCACAUUUGGAGUGAGCAUAGGCAACGAAAUGGCAGUCGUCCCCGGUAGGAUAUUGCCUCCGCCAUAUAUCGAAUAUGGACAAGGGAGACCCUCGGUCGACCAGCGAGCCAGUUGGAACUUAAGAAAUGUCAAGUUCGCUCGAGGCGCAAAGCUGGAGAAGUGGGCCGUCCUCUUGAUUAAAGACGGAAAUCAUCGCGACGAGUUCCGUGAUGUGAACGAUCCCGACCUUCGUAGCGUUGUGGACGGAUUCGCUGAUAUGUGUCGCAAAAGCGGCAUGGUGGUCGAGAAUCAGCCACCUGUGUACGCGGCGGCUCAGCUUCCUCCGAAGAAUAGCGAUACGCCACUUCGACCUCAAGCAAUUAAGACUAUACAGACUGUUCUUAGGAGUCUGAAGGUUAAACCUACCAUUGUGCUUAUUGUUCUAUCCAACGGCGACAAACACAUCUACUCUGGAUUGAAGCAUCUCUGCGAUGUCUACCUUGACGUAGCAACCGUCUGUGUCCAGUCUUCUAAGUUCAGGAAGGCUCAGCUGCAAUACUACGCAAAUGUGGCUCUCAAGGUCAACAUGAAGUUGGGCGGGGUAAAUCAUACUGUUAAUUCGGAAACCGGGAUGAGGUUCUUAAAGCAGGAACCAACGAUGCUCGUCGGUAUGGAUGUAACGCAUCCUGGCUUUGGGUCUGUGUUAGGCACACCUUCCAUCGCAGCCGUCGUAGCAAGCGUAGAGUCGAUGUUUGGUCAGUUCCCGUGCAGCUUACGCAUACAGGAAUCUCGGAAGGAAAUGAUCACUGACCUGGAAUCCAUGAUGACGGAACGUCUGGAGUCGUUCAAGAAACGGAACAACAGACUUCCGUCGCGUGUCCUUGUAUAUAGAGACGGCGUCUCUGAGGGGCAGUUUGCCAUCGUGGUCAACGAUGAAUUGCCGAAAAUCAAAGAAGCGUUCAAGAAACUCAGCACUCCCCAAAAUCCAUACAAGCCGAAACUCACAAUCGUAAUAUGCGGGAAGCGACACCAUACGCGAUUCUACCCGACUGAGGCAGAGAACGCCGACGAUAAAGGCAACCCUGUACCAGGUACCGUCGUCGACCAAGGCGUCACGGCUGUGUACGACUUCGAUUUCUUCCUGCAGGCGCACGGAGGUCUGCAAGGGACAACGCGCCCUACGCACUACUACGUCGUAUAUGACGAGAUUGGAUUCAGCGCUGAUCAACUGCAAGGACUGACGAAUGAAGUGUCCUACAUGUUUGCUCGCGCUACGAAAGCUGUGUCGCUAGUGUCGCCGGCUUACUAUGCUGAUCUAGCCUGCGAGCGCGGACGGUGCUACCUACAUAAACUCUUGCAAGGUAUUUCUGACGGAGGUACGACCAGUGCUGGAGGAAAUCAUGACAGGCUGGAGGAGGAUGCAGCGGUGAUGAGGGAAGCGCAGACGCUGUGGCACGGAGGCGUCCGUGGCACGCUGGGCGAGACGAUGUUCUACUUGUAA
Messenger RNA from Gloeophyllum trabeum ATCC 11539, 2979 nucleotides. RefSeq names its product argonaute-like protein. Gene Ontology annotation, molecular function: RNA binding; protein binding. The record is from RefSeq and is a predicted model, not a curated record. The transcript has 9 exons. The coding region runs from base 1 to 2979 and encodes 992 amino acids. Lineage: Eukaryota; Fungi; Basidiomycota; Agaricomycetes; Gloeophyllales; Gloeophyllaceae.